Trichechus manatus latirostris (Florida manatee) is the source of this 1887-nucleotide messenger RNA. It is a transcript of the gene MRPL17, whose product is annotated as mitochondrial ribosomal protein L17. Gene Ontology annotation, biological process: translation. Lineage: Eukaryota; Metazoa; Chordata; Mammalia; Sirenia; Trichechidae. The transcript is spliced from 3 exons. The record is from RefSeq and is a predicted model, not a curated record. Gene Ontology annotation, molecular function: structural constituent of ribosome. Gene Ontology annotation, cellular component: ribosome; mitochondrial large ribosomal subunit. Bases 27 to 557 code for a protein of 176 amino acids.
UUUAGGGGCGGGGAGAAGCUUGAAAGAUGCGUUUGUCGGUCGUCGCCGCCAUCUCCCAUGGCCGCGUGUUCCGUCGCCUGGGCCUUGGUCCCGAGUCCCGCAUUCACCUGUUGCGGAACUUGCUUACGGGACUAGUGCGACACGAACGCAUCGAGGCGUCAUGGGCGCGCGUGGACGAGAUGAGAGGCUACGCCGAGAAGCUCAUCGACUAUGGAAAGCUGGGAGACACCAAUGAACGAGCCAUGCGCAUGGCUGACUUCUGGCUCACGGAGAAGGACUUGAUCCCAAAGCUGUUUAAAGUGCUGGCUCCUCGGUACCAAGGUCAGAAUGGGGGCUACACGAGAAUGGUGCAGAUCCCAAAUCGGAGUGAGCAGGAUCGGGCCAAGAUGGCAGUGAUUGAGUAUAAAGGGAACUGCCUCCCACCGCUGCCACUGCCUCGCAGAGACAGCAAUGUUACACUUCUAAACCAGCUGCUGCAGGGGCUGCAGCGAGACCUCAGCCAGGACAAGAAAGCCAGCAUUCACAGCUCCCACACAGCUAAAACACCAAGAAUUUAACUGUUACUGAAAAGUCUAUGAGCCUCAUCAGUGCCCAUGUUCACAGGCCUUUGGAGCUCUCUUAAUCGCUGAGAAGAACUUAAGCUAAAGUUGUAAAAUGGACAGUCUUACUGGGGCCCAGAACCUUCUGGGGAGCCAGAUGGCCCUCUUUUUGCACAAUAGAUAAAAUCUCUUGUAUGAAUAUAUGUAAAUUGAUUUUUUUUCCCCCUUGGAAUUUCUGGAGAUGAGAGCUAUACAAAUGCUCAAUCUACGUGGAUAGAAAACUCACAGCUCAUGUUUUUGGUUCUCAGAUCUAGGUUGUGUUUGGUUAGCAAUUUUGUUUUUCCUAAUGCCAGAUGGGGUGUGUUUCCUCUCAUUCAAAUUGGCCCCCAAAGGUGAUUGAGUUUUGACAUCUAGCAUAGAGACUGACUCCUGGAGAUUUCUUACAGAAAAAUUGCUUCCUGACAGGAGGGGGAGAGUGAACAUCUGGAAGUAAACCUCUAACAAUCUGGUUCUUUAGGAACCUUCAGAGGACACUGUAACCACUUCUCUGUUUCUAGGCAGGAGCAUACAUUACCCUCUGUCUUCCUCUCAAGCAUUGAGUGGGCCUUGGAGGAGAGGACCUGAGAACUCAGAUGUGCUACCACCCCCACCGAAGGGGUGGAGGCAUUCAGAAGAGGAUGCAUUCCAGGAUGCACUUCUUCCUCUUGGAGGCAAGGAGGGGGUUGAAGUGGGAGGGGGAUUAGGAAAUUAAACCCGCUGGGAAUUUCCUGGAAGUUUUUAUUGUUAAAUCUCAGCUCACCCGUCAGCUCAGAAAAAGGAAAUCCGGCUUCAGAAUGGCUAGGGCAUGUGAGAAGCAGAGAGCUCCUUUAUAGUUACUGAUUACUGUGAAGCCAGGUUUGGCCCAGCCAAGCUGCCCAACUCUCAGGCUUGGAGGCUUGACUUGGUUGGUAGUUAUGGGAAGACCUAAAGAGGGGUUAUCACUUGCCUGAACAGUUGGUAACAGGGCCUGACAGUUGCUAUAUCCUUAGUGUAUUAGGAAGAAGAGGUUUUAUCUUAGGCUGGACCUUCAGAAUAUUUUACCCACUGAACCCAUCCAUUGUCUAAGAUAAUAAGGGGUGGGGGGAGGGUCACUGGUCUUACAGGUAAGCAUGAGCUUCAGUGACAGAAUUAUUCCUGUGCCAUUUCAUUGCAGCUGCUCUAAUCUGAUACUCAACUGCUCCAAACAGGGCUCUUUCCCUCUUCAAUUUAUCCUUCACACUAUUGCCAGAAAGCUCUUCCUGAACAUUGUAUUUUUAGUGACAUGUAGGAGAGUUUCAAAACAUUUGUUGAAUAAACCUACAAUUCUUUG